AUGGGUCUCUGUAAUCUUCACUUACAAAGUUCAUUAAAAAAUAUUUUGUUUAUAUAUCUGCAUAUUUAAUCUCUUGGACAAUAUCAAACUUUGAACUAUUUAUAGUUUACUAAUCAGAAUAUAGAGCUAUCUAAAAGGCACAGUGGGUCAGACCUAGUGACACUAAGUGUUAAUCGUGCGUGUCUUGCCCAAGAUUUAAAUGUCACUUCUUCCUGCACUGUACGUCAGGGAUUAAGCUUAAUAGGCUUCUCUGGUCUGCCGCACUCGGCAUGUCUGGAGCACGAAUGUAGCCCUCAAAUUCAGGAUCUUUUUUUUUUUUGUGGACUAUGGACAUAAUUUGUUACCUGCUUGUUAUAGCUUUAAUAAACAUUCAGGCUUGUGAAACUUUUUCUCAGUGUUUACGCGGGUGCAGCUGUGUAGAAGACCGACAUGGAAGGUCAUUAAUAUGUAUGGAGGAGAGAGCAUUUGGGGCUAUACCACAAGACCUUCCACAUGAGUUGACAAAAAUACGAAUUGAAAAGUCUCAGUUUACUGAAAUACCCAGAGGGGCUUUCUCAAAAACGUUGACGUUGGAGAACUUGUGGUUGAACUUCAAUGAAAUCACACUGAUAAACUCAAAGGGUCUGGAGGGUUUGAGGAACUUAACCGAGCUCCGUUUGCAAGGCAAUAAGCUACGUUCAGUACCAUGGACAGCAUUCGAGGACACGCCGGCUCUCAAGAUCCUGGAUCUGAAGCACAACCAGCUGGACGUCCUACCGGAGCAUGCGUUAAGGUUUUUGCCAGGUCUGACUUACUUAGACUUAUCCUUCAAUCGUCUUACGGUGAUAUCGAAGGAGGUCUUCCAAAACUGGCCUCUCUACCAAAAAUUACAGAACAUGGAGGAGCGGGAGGCGACAACAUCUGGGCCAAACGUCGUCCUGGCACUCCACGACAACGCCUGGCUCUGCGAUUGUCGCCUAAAGGGCUUCGUGGAGUUCAUCAGGUCUCUGAGCCCUCCGAUUAUAUUGAUGAACUCCUACUUGACUUGCUCAGGGCCGGACUUUAGGGCGGGCAAGUUCUUCCAUGAGAUAGAGCUACAGGCAUGCAUGAAGCCUGAAGUCAGCACCUCAUCAGCCAACAUCAGCCUGCCACAGGGCGCCAACGUCACCCUGCGAUGUAUCGCCAAAGCAAGGCCUGACCCUUCAGUGUGGUGGACAUAUGGUCUGAAGAUAAUCAGAGGAUUUCAUGAAUCUCAAGAAAGAGUGGAUGAUGACACCAUCAGAUCCCUCCUGGUGAUCCCCUCUGUCCAUGCAGCUGAUCAUGGUGUCUACACUUGCAUCGCUGUCAACUUCAUUGGAAACUCCUCCGUCAGCAUCUUUCUAGAGGUGCGCUCUGGAGGAAGCUCCCAGUCUUCACUCCUCCCAGCUGUACCGCGGGCUGGUGAUGAAAAUGUCUACAUCGACAUCCGCAUCGCCAAGCAAACAAUACGGGGUAUCUCCAUUGAGUGGUUCGCUGCCCUAGAACGCCCCACUGAAACCUGGUUCACGAUCCACUUUGGUCGUGCAGAUGCUGAUAAAAAAGAAAUAAUCUACAUUGGACCUGGGAUUAAUUCUUACUCCAUCUCGGACCUGAUGCCUGCGACUAAAUAUGAAAUCUGUGUAACCCUCAAGAAUCACGCACCACGCCCAGAACAGUGCAUCAUCUUUGUAACAGGAAGUGACAUCACUGAGAUGGAACAGAGGGAGAAGCUGAUACAUAUAGUAGUGAUAGUUUUAGCCAUGGUGCUGGCAGUGCCUGUAGGCAUGUAUGCAUGCACCACUGACACCAGGAUGGCCUGUUUGGAUGGUAUAAUGGAGAGCUGGAAGAACCGAAGGAGAGACAGAGGCUCAGCAGGAGGCAUGGAAAGGGAGAGGCAGGGUACCUUCGACAGUCUGCAGGCCGCCAGUGAUGAGGGCCUGGUUAAUAAAGGUUCCAGUGAAGACAGGAAGGUGAGGAGGAGGUCAGAGGACAGACUGAAUAAGGCCAAAGCUGACCACAGCAGACUCACAGCUGAACUAUAUUAAAAAACCCUCAGUUAAAACAACAACAGAAAACAUGGCAGUGACAUUGUUAUAGAACAAUGUCUUACUUUCUAUUUUUGGAAUAAAUAAUAGAAAUACUAGCUCUACUAUAAUGUGAAAAAGUCUUGAGCCACCCCUUAUUUCUCAAUAUUUGGCUUGUUUUUUGAAUGUUUUUUUGUGUGUUAAGCCACCUAACACUGACCUGAAUCAGACAUGCAUAAUAAAGACACUUGUGCCUACACAUAACAAACAACUUAGUAACAAACCUAUUUUAAAUUCUAUCUUUAGGCACGUGGUUUCGAACAGCCUGUUGCAAAAACAGAUCAUUCCCCCCAUUUCUUUAGUCUAUGAAAAAAGCCAAAGCUAACACAGUUGGAUAGACAUAAAAAAUAUGUUUGCUUCAACAAGGUGAGUUUCAAAGUGCUAUUAGUUGAAAACGUCUAGGCAUGCUGUGCAGUAUAUGCUUUAAAAGAAAAGAAAAGACCUGACACAUGCCCUGAGUGAGGCAUUGGGCCCUUCAGUCGAUCCAUCAACUCUAGAAGAGUCAAUGGAUCAGCAGAUCUAGAGCCCAGACCUCAAAUUUUUGAAGAGAACAGAGAACAGAACAAAAGACAGUCAACAUCCAAAGAAGACUGCUAAAUUAAAUUACAAGAAAGCUUGUCUCAUAGAGUUAAGGAUGCGUUGAAAAGUAUAGGUUUUUAUUGACUUUAAAGCUUGUUAGAACUCUACAAACUCUGUUUUUGUCUUACAUACUAUAAUUCUAAAAAUGUGGGCAUGCUUUAAAAAAAUUGUUGCACUUUUUUCCCUUUAUCCUAGCAAAACAUGCAGAAAUGAGGAGUGGCUCAAGAUCCAGUGCUGUUAGGCUUAUAUUACUACAAUAUUCAGGGGAAUGAUCAUAUUUUCUGCCUUGCUUUUAAUCUCAUCUCUUCCUCUGUUCUAGGCCGAGGAGGUUGUUGCAAAGAUGUGAAUGAUGGCCGUUAUGUCAAGGAUUUGCACCAGGGUAGAGGCUGUGCUGAAGUUGAUUUUUUUCAGACUGAAGUAUAAUGCAUCUCUCUUGUUAUCACAAUGCAGCAUUUUUAACUAUCAGUAAUAAUUCAUUUUAUAAAUAUUUGAAACAGAAAAGAAAAAGCCUUUGCCAUUGAUUUCAAUCAGAACGAUAUCAAAUGACUUUCUAAAGAAGACUUUUUUCCAGCUUCUCCAAUGAUGGAUAUUAGCUUCUUUAUCAACUAUUAUGUGUUAGCACUUAAGCAUUAUUCUAUGGAUUUACAUGCGUGUUAAUUUUACCUCAUUUUCUUCUUGUCAUGUCAAAAGUGUAAGUUAGGAUGGAUUUUUAAUUAGAAAAACAGAUGGUUAUUAUAUGAAAAAACCUCACACCUUGUAAAUAGAAAAUGUUCUAGUUACAUUUUUUGUGUGGUAGUGCAUAUAUACCUCAACAUGUUUCAUGUGUGCAGACUAAAGUGGUUGUUUCACUACAUUUUCUAUAAAUUCUACAAAGGUUUUACAUAAAGCAAGCACAUAUGCAGAAUUAGUGUCAGUUACUAUAGAUUCUUACAAAUACCCAGCAGAAAAUAUAUUUUGCUUUAAAACAUACUGUCUGUUGUCAGUGUCUGUUUAGCCCUUUUUAUAGUUUUGCUAAAGCAGGAUUAUAAGGGGAAAAUCUCAAAGUAGGGAGAAAACCUUACCUUUGAGUCUGGUUUUAUGUAGUUUGCGGCUACCAGAAAACACACGUUUAUUUGAAUCUCAUUGUUUUAUUAUUUAAGUUGUGUGUUCCAUAUUUGAAGAUAGGCAUAGCCUUAAAGAUCAAAUUGCAAAAAUUGCGCUUGAUUGCAUCUGAGUGAAAUUCAUUCAUAGGAUUAGGUUAUGCAGAGAGGAAGUUUCCUUUUUGUGGAUAAUGUGCUGAAAGGCAUUCAGUUUAGUUUUAUUCAUUGAUUUCUUUAAAUCCUAUCUCAGUCACUGUACAUGUACGUCACAGUUCCCGUUUUUUUUCUGUGUACACACGCAAUACAGCAACGACGUAUCACACAUGAUCUGCACUGACCAACCCGCACAGAUGGCACAUCAGAUAUCCUUUGGCCAAUGGCAUUGUUCAUUUGACAUAAUACCCAAACACUGGCAUCCUCUCCAAUAUCCCCUCCUGCCGUCACUUUAUGAUCAGAUCACACAAACCCUCUCCUCCAACUCCAUGUGUUGUCCCCUGUGACGCAAGAAGAUCAGUUCAUCUCUGACGGGGCUUGCAUGUAUUCACUUAAGAUCAGGGUUUUAAAUGACUGGCUGAGAUUGGCAGCUCUCAUUUUCUGGAGCACAGAUACAUCUGCUUUCUUUCUUGUUCCGAUGUCUUUAUAUGAUUUGUGGGUGGGGGAUUGAUGCUGCUUUUUGUUGUAAUCCUUUUCCACUGCCCAUGACACAAUGCAAUGUAGAAUUCUAUAAACACACAAUUUCAGCUACUUCAGCACAGAACAGCACAAGAUUUUAUCUUAUUUUUUCCCCACUUGCCCUAAUGUUGCCUAAAGCAGUGCAUUAUUAUUACUGACCUCUGCAGUAGCAACAUAAAUAAAAGAAACGUUAACCCUCUACACAAAAGCCUUUUUUUCUUUUUAGUAAGGAAAACUCACAUUUUAUUUACCUUUUAAAACUUUUGUUGCUGCAAACAUAUUGUGGGUGCUUUGAACCUUUCAUGCUUUCUUUCACUCUAAAGCAUCAAUGCUCUUUGCAACUUUCCACUCUGUAAUCCUCUGUCAAAUAGCCCAGUAAUCCUGGCUGCCUCUUACAUGUCAUAAUGCAUGAUCAUUUGGGCUUCUCCUCAUAUUCCCCCAUUUCACUCCAGAGCAUUAACAGCUUGCAACAUUGGAAAAAAAACGGGGGAAAAAAUGUGAGUUUGGAUCCUCAAAAAACUUUAAACUUUAAGUGUCCUGACCUGCAAAAAAAGUGAAACCGUUUUUGUAUGUGGAUUUUCUUUUAUUAUAGUUUUGUCUCCAUCGUACUGGAAGCAUAAGCACGUCAAAUGUGUCAGGUGAGGCUGCAAAAUGUUCAGUUUCAGUCACACACAUCUUGCCGGUUCAAACUAGAUCAGGGCAGAUGGAUUUUGCGUUUUAGGCCGCUAUGCAAUAUUGUGCAAAGAUGAACAAGUUGUUUUUUUGGAUUAGAGAGGGUAAUCUGCAAAUUUCAUGUUUUAUGUAACUCUGAAAUAGUGUGCAUGUUUGCCUGAUGUCUACACAAAUACCCAGAGAUUGGUUUAGUGUAACUUCAUAAUUAGUAGUGCUGACAUUGACAUUGAAUCUGAGCAGAGCAAAAGGGCUUGUAUCAGCAUAAUAAAGUAUAUUACAUAUUUGCUGAGUACAAAUACUUUGUUACUGCACUUAAGUAGAAUUUAUCUGAGUAGUUUUUUAAUGGAAACUUUUUUACUUUCAGCCCUACGUUUUAAACAAAUAUCUGCACUUUCUACUUCUAACAUUUUAACUCGUUACUUUUGAUUUAACAUUUGAGGGGACUUAUAAUUUCAUGUCAUUGUGGGCCUUCAAACAUCAAACCCAUUUGAGCCCAAGCAGUAACACAUUAAAGGCAAUCCUGUGUAUUAAUCACCAGGAGAUGCUGGGUAAAAAGAGAUGAAAGAUGCAAAAAAAACUGUGUGCCACAGUUUGGGGUUAAAGUGAGUCAGUGAUUUUUUUUAAAAAAUUGUUUGUUUUCUGGGGGUUUUGGUGUCGGAACGACUGCAGGUGUCCACAGGUAAGCUGUGGUAGUGGUACUUCAGCAUCUAGCUAGCCCUACAGAAGAAGAGUGACCAUAAAGGGAGUUAUAUUUCGUGGCAGGUAAUUUCAAAUGCAGC
Haplochromis burtoni (Burton's mouthbrooder) is the source of this 5862-nucleotide messenger RNA. RefSeq names its product leucine-rich repeat, immunoglobulin-like and transmembrane domains 2 (gene lrit2). The transcript is spliced from 3 exons. Gene Ontology annotation, molecular function: protein binding. The record is from RefSeq and is a predicted model, not a curated record. Bases 327 to 2042 code for a protein of 571 amino acids. NCBI's taxonomy places the organism in Eukaryota, Metazoa, Chordata, Actinopteri, Cichliformes, Cichlidae.